AUCAGAUCAAACAGACCAAAUUUCUCGUUAAAAAAAAAAAAACUACUAAAAAAAAUUGUUUUGGCCAAUUAGUUUUGUAGAUUUCGUUAUCAAGAUGAUGCUAUCAACCUAUCAGCACGACUAUGUCCCGCCCAGUGCCAAACGGUACGAGUUUCUAACGCGGCCCAGGGGCGCCGAGGCUCACAGUGGUCCGCAGGUCAAGGAGUGCGAAUGCGUCGACGAGUCCAAGAUCAUGAUGCCGCCGAACGCGUCUAAGGACUGUGGCGGCGUCGAGUGGACGGGCAUAGCGCCAAUGGGAAAGCUGGUGGAUCCGCGUAUCAUACCCACCCAGCUGACUCAGGACCAGGUGGACAAGAUGGCCUUCUCCGCGGAAACAGAUUGCUUUAAGCUGCAACCCAACCGCUUUCUCAAGAUCUUACGUACAGUCUACCCGGAUCUGUAUGAACGCCUGAAGGUCAUGCCCAAGGAGGAGCUGAGCCGCAGGCUGGAGACCAACCGUAUGAACACCACCUAUCAGAUCGAUUACUGUAACAUGAACGAGUACCCGGAGGGUAUUUAUGAGAGCCUAAAGACGGAGGACGAGUCCAAGAACGCCAACAAGCUGAUGAGCGAACGUGGACCCUGCAACGAGUUCCGCUCGAACGUGAUGAACGAACUGGAGCGGGAGGCGUCCGCUGGCUACGAGAUGUCUAGCGACGAGUGCCAAAAGAACUACAAGCCAUUCAAGACCAGCUUCUCGGACUCCUCGCAGACCAUCGAAUCCGGCAGCAGUUCGCACUGGAACUCCGCCCCGACCACAUACCGGAAGGUGCCGACCUUCAGCGAGUACAUGGACUCGAUAAGCCGGAACGGCUGCGUCAUCAUGCGCAACAAGUUGCACGAUCACUCCAAGUGCUUGGCCAAGUACUGCAAGCACGAGCUCAAGUUCACUUGCACUGACAUGAAGUAAUCGUCCAAAGACUAGUGCAUCUCGAGUCAAAUAAAUAAAUGUAAUCCCU
Molecule: messenger RNA, 998 nt
Organism: Drosophila melanogaster (fruit fly)
Lineage: Eukaryota; Metazoa; Arthropoda; Insecta; Diptera; Drosophilidae
Exons: 1
Coding region: 95-949 (284 amino acids)
Source: RefSeq, marked reviewed